GCGGGCAAGGCGCGGCCGGCCCCUCGGGCUCCGGGCAGCGCGGGGCCGCGCGGCCGCCCCCCGACAUGUUUAACCGGGCCGUGAGCCGCCUCAGCAGGAAGCGCCCGCCGUCAGAGAUAAAUGACAGCGAAGGUCACCCAAGCAGCAGCCACCAAACCUUGAAAGGAACCUCAAAAUGGGCCACAUCACUGGAGAACCUCCUCGAAGAUCCAGAAGGAGUGAAACGAUUUAGGGAGUUUUUAAAGAAAGAAUUUAGUGAAGAAAACGUUUUGUUCUGGCUAGCAUGUGAAGAAUUUAAGAAAACACAAGGAAAAAAACAGAUGCAAGAAAAAGCUAAAGAGAUUUACAUGACUUUCCUGUCCAGUAAAGCUUCCUCCCAAGUCAAUGUUGAAGGGCAGUCCCGUUUGAACGAGACCAUUUUGGAGACACCUCACCCUCUCAUGUUUCAGAAGCUCCAGGAACAGAUAUUCAAUCUCAUGAAGUACGACAGCUACAGCCGCUUCUUAAAGUCAGACAUAUUCCUAAACCAUAAGAAGGGUGAGGAGCAGGAGGAGAACUCCCCAGAGGCUCAGACCGCAGCUAAAAGAGCGUCAAGGAUUUACAACACAUGAUACAAGGAAUCUCUUCGGGAGAGGCAAUAAAACAACUGAAUUACACUCAGGAACAGUCUAGGUUUAUAACAGUUGCAUUUAGGGCUUGAGAAGCUCAGAACCUUGUUAGGAGAUGCUUACCUUUUUAUUUGCUUGAACGACUAAUUAUUUUUGCAUGGUAGCUAAUAACUAAGCGCCCAUGGAAAGACUGUUUCCUAGCUAAAAGGCUGAGGUAUUCCUCCAUAGCAUGAGUUGCAUUUCAGAGUCAUAGGAUCAUUUUGGUUGGAAAAGACCUUUAAGAUCAUUGAUUCCAAGCCCUCCCCUCACCCUGCCAAGCCCAUCACUAACCCAUGGCCCUCAGCACCUCAGCUCCACGCCUUUGCAAUAGCUCCAGGGAUGGGGACUCCCCCACCUCCCUGGGCAGCCUGGGACAGGGGCUGACAACCCUCUCAGGGAAAAAGUUCUUCCUAAUGUCCAAUCUACACCUCCCCUGAGGCAACUUGAGGCCGUUUCCUCGUGUCCUGUCGCUUGUAACUUGGGAGAAGACACCGACCCCAGCUCACUGCAACCUCCUGUCAGGUAGUGGUAGAGAAUUUCACGUGUCACAAGUUUAAAAUGCUUUCAAUUGUUCUGUUUUCUUUUGUGAAGCAUCAUAAGGAUGACAAAUGGAAGAUAGAGAUUGGUGGGUUUUUUUGGUUUCGCCGUGUAGUUUUUAUUGGUGAGUGGCUUUUCCAUCCCGAAUUGCUGGAGAAGCUGCUGAGGAGUACAUCUCACAUUAACUUGGAGCAUGAGUCAUUCACAGCAGACUGAGUCAUGGACAGCAUCUUCCAGGGUUAAGCUCAGUGGAAUCCAAUCCCUUCCUAUCUCACUGUUCUUUCAAGGUGCCACCUGUUUUGCUUUUCCUUUGUUGUUGAAUCAGAACACUUCUCCAGUCACGAUUUCCAUUUAUGUAUUUCUUAAAUUCGCCCAUUUUUUUGCUGUGGAGAAUCACCUUUUUCAAAGCAUGGAGUAACCUGGAUUCCCUGGGGAACAAAUGCUCUAAGAGAGAAUCUCUGAAGGACUUCCAACAGCUAUUAGGGAACCUGACAGCUAAUAUCCUACUCUGAGCACAAUGAUUUCAGCAAAGCUUGACCAUGUCCAGUGUCAGGUGCCAGUAGUGAGAAGCAUCUGCUCUCUCCUGGGUCUCCAGCUCCGUGCAGCAAGAGCACUUUGGCAAAGGACCAGCCAACAAAGGCUGCCUUUGUUUUACUAAAAUCUUUCCACUAAAUGGCCCUACCUAACUUUGAUUGCCUCAGAAAUGUAUUCUGGGGUUUCCCAGUUGCACUGUUUGGUAGCUGCCAUGGAACAGGGUGUUGACAUUGUGGUUUUGCCAUUCUCACCUCGGGCUUGAGAGGGAGCGGAUUGCCCAAAGCAAUCAGAGUUGAAGUGUCAGGGUAGUAAAGGAGGAUGCUCCCAAUGAGCUCUCCAUGUCAUCCUGGGACUGUGCCAGGGCUGCACAGCACAUCUUGGCACACAAGUUUUUCCUGUGUCGCAUGUUUUUGAGUGAGUUGACUGCAGUGUCACCAACCUGCAGCUGGAGCUGGGGAAGCGUAUUAGCUACGUGCUCUAUUUACAAGCUUUGCAGCCUUUGGUCUCCCUGUUUCACAGUCAUUAUUUACACUUUCAUUUCUUUGCACUGCUUUUCUUGAACUUCUGUUCUGUUGCUGACUGCACAGGGAGCUUUUGAUCACUUUAGAGUUCUUCUUUGCAGAUAUGUGUUGUACAUUGCUGUCACCGCUGUAGAACAAAGCCAGAGUGGAAUUUUUGAGGAUGCAAAACUCACUUGGUAGACUUGAUCUUUUAACUCUUAGCCACUCUUUGCAGGUAAGGUGUAAAGCUAAUUGUUUCCACAAGCUCUUCCUUUGUUAGAUGUAAGAGUGGGAUCAGGAGUUCUUACCCCAGAGCUUAAAUGGCCUCUUCAUUUUUAGCAAACUCAAACAAGAGGUCAGUGCCUCCUUAUGCAUGUUUUAAGCUGUAAUUCUUAUGCACUGAGUUCAUUUUGCUUUUAUGCUUCCAGAAGAUCUGAUGGUUAAGUGAUAAUCUUGCUUCAGGCACUUUAAGCAGUAUUUGACCUCAUGCUUAAGUUGUAUGUCAAGGUUUUGAUGAGUAGCAACAACGUAAACGUGUGCAUGAAUCCUUUUGUUGUGAUGGGGCCUAGGAAUUGGGAUCAUCCAGUUCUGGACUUGCCAACUGUCUGUAGUCUCAGGAUUGCUUCUUUUGAAAAUUCACUGUAGUAACAAACUGCAGCAGAGGAUCAUAGAAUCAUAGAAUGGUAGGGGUUGGGGAAGGGACCUUUAGAGCUCAUCUAGUCCAGCCCCCUAGGAUGAAACUUCUAGGAUGGAACUUCUGACACCACCAAAGCCCUUAGGAGUGGGCAGCUUCAGCACAACUAGGAGUUGGGGUUUGUCUCUUCCCAGUAAUUGCAGCUGAAGUCUUAGUGAUAGCAAAAAUGCAGAAUGGGGACUUUCCUGGGGGAAACAGCAGGAGCUCUCACCACAUCCAUCACACGGAUGCACAGUUGGUUCGGUUUUAAUCAUAUUGAUUUUAAAAAUGCAUGAGGAAAGGGAGAAGAGUCUUUGACUGUCAUGGUUAAAAAUAAUAAUAACAGCAAAUUAACCCAGAAGCUGCAUGAACACUGGUAGGGCAUUCAAGAGAGAAAAUACUUGUUUGUAGCUGCUUAGAAAUGCCAUUUUCCUUGGCAGUAUGCUCCCUGUCAGGUACUACCUUAUUUACUUGUUGUAAGAAAAUGCCCCUUUGGAGUAGACACAAAGGUGCUUUACACUGCUGCCAACCAAAAAUUGCUCAAUGGAAAUGUAUUUUUAGCAGCACCUCAAUGCCUAUGAUGGUUUUUUCUUCAACACCUGUGAUGUUUCUGUGAUAAUGCACCUAAAUCCACAACAUUCUUCAUCUAUGAAUUGCUCUUUUGCCUCAGCAGUAACAAGCUCAUUGCCCCAUUUGCUGUCUUACUUGUAGCAUCCAGUUUUGGUUUGGUUUUUAGAAGACAAUCAACAACUAGACUUGUAGAAAGCAAAGUUUUUUUCCCCCUAUCCAUGAGAUUUUCUAUAUUUCCCAGUAAGAGAGCAAUCAAACUAAAGCCUUGCAAGCAGAUGCCUGUAAUUGCAGCGUGUGUAUCCGUGGAGAUGGUUAUUAUUGCUUCUGUUGAUACUAUCACCAGUCAAACUUGAAUUUGGUGAAAUACAUGACAUUUUUCUCUAUGUGGCAUAGAAGGAACUGCACAGAAGAACUGAGUUUCCCUGCAACUCCUGCAUUCCAGGAACAGCUGUAAACACUGCCUCCAACCUCAGGCUGUACGUGGGCGCUCAGUUGCUUUACGUAGAGAUUCAAGAUAGGAUCUUUUCCUUUUCACAGAACUUACACUGAAGACAUGAGCACAAAAAGCAAGCAAGAGAAGUUUUGUGCCCAACUGCAUGCCUUAAACUCUACCUUACUGUGUGUUUCUCAGCUAAACAUUAAAGUAUUGUACAAAGCCACCAAA
This is a messenger RNA of Colius striatus (speckled mousebird), 4125 nucleotides long. RefSeq names its product regulator of G protein signaling 10 (gene RGS10). The transcript has 5 exons. NCBI's taxonomy places the organism in Eukaryota, Metazoa, Chordata, Aves, Coliiformes, Coliidae. Gene Ontology annotation, molecular function: G-protein alpha-subunit binding; GTPase activator activity. Gene Ontology annotation, biological process: regulation of G protein-coupled receptor signaling pathway. The coding region runs from base 66 to 611 and encodes 181 amino acids. The record is from RefSeq and is a predicted model, not a curated record.